ACGGUCGGACGGACGCACGGACGGACGCGCGGAGCGCAGCGCGGGCCACGCAGGACAGGACCCUGUUCACGGCUGCUGCAUGACCAUGGCGCUGUCCUGGGGCUCCUGGCUGGCCCUGGCCCUGGCACUGGGCCCCGGCGGCCGCGUGCUGGCGCAGGGGCAGGACUGCACGGGCGUGGAGUGCCCGCCGCUGGAGCACUGCAUCGAGGAGGCGCUGGAGCCGGGCGCCUGCUGCGCCUCGUGCGUGCAGCAGGGCUGCGUGUGCGAGGGCUACCAGUACUACGACUGCCUGAGGGGCGGCUUCGCGCGCGGCCAGGUGCCCGCCGGCCAGUCCUACUUCGUGGACUUCGGCAGCACUGAGUGCUCGUGCCCGCCGGGCGGCGGGAAGAUCAGCUGCCAGUUCAUGCUGUGCCCAGAGCUGCCGCCCAACUGCAUCGAGCCCGUGGUGGCGGCCGACAGCUGCCCGCAGUGCCGCCAGCUGGGCUGCGAGCACGCGGGCUGGAAGUACGCGGCGGGCCACACGGUGCACCUGCCGCCCUGCCAGGCCUGCCUCUGCCCCGAGGGCGGCGGCGAGCUCAUCUGCUACCAGCUGCCCGGCUGCCAGGGCGGCCCCGAGCCCGCGGCCCCCGGCCCUGCCGGGAACUUCUCGGAGCCCGAGGAGGGCGACCCCGAGCGGCACUACGAAGACCCCUACAGCUACGACCAGGAAGUGGCGCUCGAGGGGGGGCUGCAGGAGGGCACGGCGGCGCCCCCAGGCCUGGGAGGGGGGAACUCGGGGCCCUCGGCCAUCCAGGCCACCGCCCGCCCCGCCCUGCUGCUCCGGCCCACGGUGGCGGCGGCCCUGGGCCUCCCGGCCCCCGUGCAGGUGAAAGCACGGAGAGUGACGGAGGACAGCCCGGAGGAGGCGGAGGAGCAGCGGGAGGACAGUCCCGUGUCAGAGCCGCCAGCCACGGGGACCCCCCAGGGCCUCCCCCCGCUGCCCACCGAGGCCCCCGCAGCCCCCGCUCUGCCCAUGUGGGAGGUCGCGGCGGAGGCCAGGGAGGGCCCCGAGGAGAACUUCAUCCCCGACGCCCAGGCCACUGCCCGCAGCACCCGGCCGAGGGCAGCCGGGACCACUCCGGGCCCCAGCGCGACCAGCCUGCCCCCGGCCCGGACCACGCUCAGCCCGCCCGGCACCUCUGCCAGGCCCAGCACCCCCGCCGCCCCCACCACCGCGCCACGACAGCCGGCCCGGGCCCCGCCCGCCCAGGAGGUGCCCCCGAAGCUGCCGGUGCCGCCUCACUCUCCGCCAGAGGAGGACUCGGAGCCCAACUCGGUCCACUUGGUGCCCAGGGGCCACAUGGACGUGUCCACCAAGGACCUGAUCGAGACGUGCUGCGCGGCCGGACAGCAGUGGGCCAUCGACAGCGACGAGUGCCUGGGGAUGCCGGACAGCGGCGCCGAGGGGGACGUCUGCAGGACGGCCCAGAUGCAGUGCUGCGUGUCCUACCUGAAGGAGAAGAGCUGCGUGGCCGGCGUCAUGGGCGCCCGGGAAGGCGAGGCCUGCGGGGCCGAGGACAACGACACCUGCGGCGUGUCCCUGUACCAGCAAUGCUGUGAGUGCUGCGGGCUGGGCCUGCGCGUGCGGGCCGAGGGCCACUCCUGCGAGUCCAACCCCAACCUGGGCUACCCCUGCAACUACGUCAUGCUCUCCUGCUGCGAGGGCGAGGAGCCGCUCAUCGUGCCCGAGGCCCGCCAGCCCGAGCCCCGGGCCGCGCCCCAGAGAGUUUCAGAGGUGGACGCGGCGGACGCGGCGAGCCAGGAGGCGCUGACCCUGGGCGCGGAGACGGAGCUGCCCAACAGCCUGCCCGGGGACGACCAGGACGAGUGCCUGCUGCUGCCCGGGGAGCUGUGCCAGCACCUGUGCAUCAACACCGUGGGCUCGUUCCGCUGCGCCUGCUUCCCCGGCUUCUCGCUGCAGGGCGACGGCCGCACCUGCUGGCCCGAGGGGAACCGCCCCGAGCCCAGAGCUGCGGAGGAGCCCGUGGUGAGACCCGAACCCGCGCAGGGGCUGCCCAACACCAUCCCGCUGCCCGAGCCCCAGCCCAACACCUGCAAAGACAACGGGCCGUGCAAGCAGGUGUGCAGCAUCGUGGGGGACCGCGUCAUGUGCUCCUGCUUCCCUGGCUACGCCAUCAUGGCCGACGGCGUGUCCUGCGAGGACCGAGACGAGUGUCUGAUGGGCACUCACGGGUGCAGCCGGCGACAGUUCUGUGUGAACAGCCUGGGAUCCUAUUACUGUGUCAACCACACAGUGCUGUGUGCCGAGGGCUUUAUCCUCAACAGGCACAGGAAGUGCGUGGACAUCAACGAGUGCGUGACUUCCCAGCACACGUGCAGCCGGGGCGAGCACUGCGUGAACACCGUAGGCUCCUUCCGCUGCUUCAAGACGCUCUCCUGCGAGCCUGGCUUCUCCCUCCAGGAUGGGGAGUGCGCAGAUGUGGACGAGUGCAAGCUGGGCACACACAACUGCCAGGUGGGCUUCGAGUGCCAGAACACCGAGGGCUCCUUCUACUGCCAGGCACGCCAGCGCUGCAUGGACGGCUUCCUGCAGGACCCCGAGGGCAACUGUGUGGAUAUCAAUGAGUGCACGUCGCUGACGGAGCCCUGCCGGCCCGGCUUCAGCUGCGUCAACACGGUGGGCUCCUACACGUGCCAGAGGGACCCGCUGCUCUGCAGCCGCGGCUACCACGCCAACCAGGAGGGCGACAAGUGUGUGGAUGUGAACGAGUGUGAGACUGGGGUGCACCAGUGCGGCGAGACCCAGGUGUGCCACAACCUCCCCGGCUCCUACCGCUGUGACUGCAAGCCUGGCUUCCAGCGGGACGCCUUCGGCCGCAGCUGCAUCGACAUUAAUGAGUGCUGGACGUCGCCGGGCCGCGUGUGCCAGCACACGUGUGAGAACACCGUGGGCUCCUACCGCUGCUCCUGCGCCGCCGGCUUCCGGCUGGCCGAAGACGGCAAACACUGCGAAGACGUGAACGAGUGCGAGAGCCCGCGCUGCAGCCAGGAGUGCGCCAACAUCUACGGCUCCUACCAGUGCUACUGCCGCCAGGGCUACCAGCUGGCCGAGGACGGCCACUCCUGCACAGACAUCGACGAGUGCGCCCAGGGCGCUGGCAUCCUCUGUACCUUCCGCUGUGUGAACGUGCCAGGGAGCUACCAGUGUGCGUGCCCGGAGCAGGGCUACACCAUGAUGGCCAACGGCAGGUCCUGCAAGGACCUGGACGAGUGUGCGCUGGGAACCCACAACUGCUCCGAGGCCGAGACCUGCCACAACAUCCAGGGCAGCUUCCGCUGUCUGCGCUUUGAGUGUCCCCCCAACUACGUGCGCGUCUCGGAAACGAAGUGCGAGCGCACCACGUGCCACGACUUCGCCGAGUGCCAGAACGCGCCGGCGCGCAUCACCUUCUACCAGCUCAACUUCCAGACAGGCCUGCUGGUGCCCGCGCAGAUCUUCCGCAUCAGCCCGGUGCCCGUGUUCGCGGGGGACACCAUCGUGCUGACCAUCACCAAGGGCAACGAGGAGGGCUACUUCGGCACGCGGCGGCUCAACGCCUACACGGGCGUGGUGCACCUGCAGCGCGCCGUGCGCCAGCCGCGGGACUUCGCCCUGGAUGUGGAGAUGAAGCUGUGGCGCCAGGGCUCCGUCACCACCUUCCUGGCCAAGAUGCACAUCUUCUUCACCGCCUACGUCUAGAGACCCCCGGGACCCCCGCCGCGCGCCCCGCCCCGCCCCGCGCGCCCCGCCCUGCGCGCGCCCGCCCCGUGCGCGCCCUCUGUAAAUUAACUUAAUUUCACGGACCCACACCCCGCGGGGGCGUGGCUGCCUGGAGGACACGUCAAGGUCAUGGCCAGUGACCCCCGAACUCAGGCCGCGGGGUGCCCCAGUCCAAGCCAGAGACCACGCCGGGGCCUUUGCCGGCCGCUGCGUGACCUGUCCCGAGGUUUAUAUUUCACUUCAUGCUCCACUGGGAUUACUUACUUUAAAGGGGGGGAGGGGAAUCACUUCAAGCAUUGGUUUUUUUUUUUUUAAUCAUAAAAGUAGUAUUUGUGCAUUCUGGAAAAACCCAAAUAGUACAGAAGGGUUGU
Sorex araneus (European shrew) is the source of this 4131-nucleotide messenger RNA. RefSeq names its product fibulin 2 (gene FBLN2). The record is from RefSeq and is a predicted model, not a curated record. The coding region runs from base 80 to 3739 and encodes 1219 amino acids. The transcript is spliced from 18 exons. NCBI's taxonomy places the organism in Eukaryota, Metazoa, Chordata, Mammalia, Eulipotyphla, Soricidae. Gene Ontology annotation, molecular function: calcium ion binding. Gene Ontology annotation, cellular component: extracellular region.